Suillus paluster is the source of this 498-nucleotide messenger RNA. RefSeq names its product ribosomal protein L11. Lineage: Eukaryota; Fungi; Basidiomycota; Agaricomycetes; Boletales; Suillaceae. The coding region runs from base 1 to 498 and encodes 165 amino acids. Gene Ontology annotation, molecular function: large ribosomal subunit rRNA binding; structural constituent of ribosome. The record is from RefSeq and is a predicted model, not a curated record. Gene Ontology annotation, biological process: translation. Gene Ontology annotation, cellular component: cytosolic large ribosomal subunit; ribosome. The transcript is spliced from 4 exons.
AUGGCCCCCAAGCUCGACCCCAACGAAAUCAAAAUUAUCUACCUCCGGGCAACAGGGGGUGAAGUUGGUGCAUCGUCAGCACUUGCCCCAAAAAUCGGUCCUCUCGGUCUGUCACCCAAAAAGGUCGGAGAAGAUAUUGCCAAAGCUACCUCUGCAUGGAAGGGUCUACGCGUGACUGUCCAGCUUACGAUCCAGAAUCGGCAAGCAGCAGUCUCCGUCGUUCCUUCUGCUUCCUCCCUCGUCAUCCGGGCGCUCAAGGAGCCUCCCCGUGACCGGAAGAAGGAGAAGAACAUCAAGCACUCGGGCAACGUCACUCUUGACGAGAUUUUCGAGAUCGCCCGAACAAUGAAGUCCAAGUCACUAUCAAAGGACAUGGCUGGCGGCGCGAAGGAGAUUCUCGGCACUGCCCAGAGUGUUGGUUGCACAGUCGAUGGCCAACCCCCACACGACAUCAUCGAUGGUAUCAACUCGGGGGAGAUUGAGGUGCCGGAUGAGUAA